Messenger RNA from Aspergillus homomorphus CBS 101889, 1796 nucleotides. Its product is annotated as putative GPI anchored protein. The record is from RefSeq and is a predicted model, not a curated record. Gene Ontology annotation, molecular function: lyase activity. The transcript is spliced from 2 exons. NCBI's taxonomy places the organism in Eukaryota, Fungi, Ascomycota, Eurotiomycetes, Eurotiales, Aspergillaceae. Bases 339 to 1556 code for a protein of 405 amino acids. Gene Ontology annotation, cellular component: periplasmic space.
CAGAACUGAGUCUUCCUCGUCCAUAUGGCCCGGAACAGGAGAGUACUUCGUAGGAUCGGUUCGUGAGGCGUUCUGUCAUACGGCGUCCCUAUAUCGGUCUAAAUACCGGGCCGUUUCAAGUGAAGAUGUCAUGUCUGAUCCUAUUGUCUUUCCCAUCCCCCUUUACAGACCCACGAUGGAGAGUGUAGAAGAAGCCUGGAGGAGAGGGGAUUCGCGCAGCGUAUAUAAAGCAGAUGGCAAGCCAUGGAUCAAAGAAGCGUUUUCAAGAUGCUUAUACAGCCAGCGAAACGGUUCUAGAGCUGCACAAAUAUCUUAUCUCUAUCUAAGAAAUCGCAAAUAUGAAGUCCACCACGCUCGCAACAUUAUGCUCGCUCAUAGCCAUAUCGACGGCUGACGCAGCAUCGCAUCUGUCCAAGCACGAAAGCAGCCGCAGCAGCUUCAUCCAUCCGGGCCUCCUCCACACUUCGUCGGACUUCUCGCGAAUCAUCGACAAAGUCUCUAGCAAGGCCGAACCAUGGCUAACAGGCUGGUACAAGCUCACGAACAGCUCCUAUAUCAACCUGGACUACACUCCAUCCCCGAAGACCAUCGUCUACCGUGGUUCAGACGGUACACACUCCCAGAAUUACCCUUCAUUGUAUAGGGACAUCGCCGCCGGCUAUACCAUGGCCAUAUACUGGAAAGUCACUGGAAACACAAGCUACGCAGACAAGGUCGUCACAAUCCUGGACGACUGGGCCUCAACGCUGACCGGCAUAACCGGCUCGACGGAUGCGGACCUCGCCGCCGGGAUCUAUGGCUACGAAUUCGCCAACGUGGCGGAGUUGAUGCGCGACUACUCCGGCUGGCCUGCCGCGAACCUGACCCGGUUCACUGACAUGAUGGUCGACGUCUUCUACCCCAUCAACCACGACUUCCUCGUCCGCCACAAUGACGCCGCCGUUGAUCACUACUGGGCCAACUGGGAUCUGUGCAACAUUGCCUCGGUGCUCUCCAUCGGGGUUCUGUCCGAUAAUGCUACGAUGUACGAUGAAGGAAUCACAUACUUCAAGAGCGGCGCGGGGAACGGACAGAUCGAAAAAACGAUCUGGAAGCUGUAUGAUGUGGACGGGGAGACCUUGGGUCAGGGCCAGGAAGCAGGCCGUGAUCAGGGUCAUUCCAUGCUGGACUUCGCCCUGCUCGGCGCCAUCGCGCAGACGGCGUACAAUCAGGGCGAUGACUUGUUUGGGUAUCUAGAUAAUCGCAUUUUGGCUGGCGCUGAAUAUGUGGCGAAAUACAACCUUGGCUACGACGUGCCCUACACAAAUUACACCAAUAGCGAUGUGACGCAGACAGUCAUCAGUGACAACAGUCGUGGGGAUAUUCGACCCAUUUGGGAGCUAUUGUACAACCACUAUGGGCUGCUGAAGGGGUUGAACGUGACCUACACGAAGGAGUAUCGGGACUUGGUCGUCAAAGACGGUUCUGGCGCUGAGGGUGGUGGCGGCGAUUAUGGCAGUACAAGCGGUGGCUAUGAUCAGCUGGGCUACGGGACAUUGUUGUACACACUUCAGUAGAUCUGCUGCUCUUAGGCCCAUCAUUUGGAAGAUAUCCUUCACCGCAAAAGGGUUGUCCCAUUGCCGCAUAGUAUGCUUUGCCCUUUGCCAAAUAUAUAAACCCGUAAGCCACCAGGCGUUCUUCUGUGUACUGAAAGACACUCCGUGGCUUCCAAGUACUUCAUGGCUCUCUUGAUGAAAGCAUUUACAUAUCUGUUCAAGAAAUCCUCCCUGUAAAAAAUCUCUCUGUGCUGUAAAUGC